This is a messenger RNA of Mycotypha africana, 1106 nucleotides long. RefSeq names its product Gti1/Pac2 family-domain-containing protein. NCBI's taxonomy places the organism in Eukaryota, Fungi, Mucoromycota, Mucoromycetes, Mucorales, Mycotyphaceae. The transcript is spliced from 2 exons. Gene Ontology annotation, molecular function: DNA binding. Bases 162 to 1106 code for a protein of 314 amino acids. The record is from RefSeq and is a predicted model, not a curated record.
GUAUAAAAAGGGAUCAUCCUUUUUCAUUUGAGGAUUAAAAAAGAAAAAAAAGCUUUUUUUUUUCCCCUUCCUCUUUCAUUAUUUAUCCAUAUACUACCAUCUCCCCUCAUCCCCAUUUUGUACAUAGUCAUCUAUCUAUUCCCCCUUUUAUCUAGCUAGCCAUGAACAUGGAAACAUAUAUCGGUUAUAUCAAAACACCGCAAGAUGCAUUGAUUCUAUUUGAAGCAUGCAGAAGGGGCAUGUUGAACAGAGUGCAGAGAAGACUCACUUCAAAGGAGCGUAUGAAUAUUCACUCAGGCUCUAUCUUUGCCUGGGAUGAACGUGAAGCGGGCAUGCGAAGAUGGACCGAUGGACGCACAUGGUCACCCAGUAGGGUCCUGGGGAGUUUCUUGACGUACAAGGAAUUGGAUACGAAACGCAGACCUCGUAGACCACCACCACCAUUACAACAACGACAACAAUCACAACAACCUGCUUCUAUGCGUAGUACGACGAGUACACAUCAUGAUACCACUCAUCAGCAUCGACAAAUCACGUUUUCUUACAAGCAGAAUGGAUUGAUCAAGCAAAGUUUUUCUAUUUGCACUACCUCUCAUCAAAGGAUCCAUUUGAUUUCUUAUUACACAAAACAAGAUAUACUCUCGGGAAGAUUACAAAGACCCUCACAGGAUCAGAGAUUAAGAUCUAUUGUCAUACCCAAAGGCUUGUAUCCAGAGUUGAAUCCAUUGGACAUUGGCGGUGGCCAUAUUGCUUCCAUGCACUCGAUUCGACAAGAAUACCACUACUUUUCCCAAUUGCAACAACAACAACAACAACAGCAACAACAACAACAACGUCAUGACUCGAUUGAUUCCAAUUGCUCUCAAAUGACGCUCUCUUCCUCUUCCACCUCCUCUUCCUGCACCAAUUUACUCUCCCCUUUGCCAAUACCUACGACGCCCACGACCACCUCUUAUUCCUUUUAUCAACAUGAUCUUUAUCAUUACCCACAGAAAGAAAUCCAUGCUGUACCGCCCAUCUUUAUCCAAGACAUUGCCUGGGAAAGAUUGCCUUGUUCCGAGGACAAUCGACAAUUAAAUGCACUUCGAGACCAAGUGCGUAUUUAA